Aedes aegypti (yellow fever mosquito) is the source of this 832-nucleotide messenger RNA. RefSeq names its product 39S ribosomal protein L21, mitochondrial (gene mRpL21). The coding region runs from base 145 to 756 and encodes 203 amino acids. Lineage: Eukaryota; Metazoa; Arthropoda; Insecta; Diptera; Culicidae. Gene Ontology annotation, biological process: translation. The transcript is spliced from 2 exons. Gene Ontology annotation, cellular component: mitochondrial large ribosomal subunit; ribosome. Gene Ontology annotation, molecular function: structural constituent of ribosome; RNA binding. The record is from RefSeq and is a predicted model, not a curated record.
CUGUGGAAAUUAACUGUCAAGUAUCAAAAUAAAAGCAUCGCUGCAGAUUGAAAAAAAAUAACCAUGCCGAUUGUCGUACUCCAAAAUUUCUAAAAACAGCUAAAUAUUAGUUUAAAAGAAAGUAUUUAGUUGUAACGCUUCAAAAUGAUGCUGAAUCGGUUGUCCACAUUCUUCCGAACUGCUCCUUGCACAAAUUUACUGACAAAUUUGCUGAGAACUGCAACGGUACCAACCCAAAGAUUGCCACUUCCGGUCGCCACUGGCUUAGCUCCAGUUAGUUCAAUCGUUUCUCGCUUCAAUUCGUCUCUGGUGUCGCCUCAGCAAAAUGGAUCAGUCUUGGAAGAAGUGAAGAAACAAGUGGAAUCGGGGUCCGAAGGACGACUUUUUGCCGUGGUUCAACUGUGCGGAAAGCAGUUCAAAAUCACCUCUGGGGACAUAAUCAUUGUGGAGGGCUACUGGCCACCCACCAAUGGAGAUCAGAUCCGGCUGGAUAAGGUGCUGCUGGCCGGAGGAAAGGAUUUCUCGCUCAUAGGAAGGCCUUUGGUCCCGCAAGGGUUGGUCGAUGUUCGAGCUACAAUAAUUGAAAAGUCUCUGUCCCACACAAGAACGCAUUUCCGCAAAAAGCGCAGGAAGCAGUACAUGAGGAUUAAUUUCUAUCGCACCCAACAGACGAUGAUCCGGAUCAAUUCCAUUGAUGUGAACUCGGGAGGAUUGAAGAACCGAAACAAUGUGGACGAUGUGGAGCGGUUUUACUAAAAUGCAGAUGAGAUACUAAUAGAUUUCAUCUAACUAUUAGAUUCUAUUAUUGAAAUAUACAUAAAAAAAAAAGCUC